Messenger RNA from Schistosoma turkestanicum, 1347 nucleotides. The record is from the annotation of a GenBank genome assembly. NCBI's taxonomy places the organism in Eukaryota, Metazoa, Platyhelminthes, Trematoda, Strigeidida, Schistosomatidae.
AUGUAUGGGCUGUAUAUUUAUUUAAGCAUCAUUUCUAUAAACCUUCUUAUAUUGAACUCAGUUUUUGCUAAAAGUUAUGAAGAAAUUCUAGCAAAUCAUUUGAUCAAUCAACCUAAUUUAUGGUUACAACCAUCUGCAUGUCCUUACGUUUGUCAAAAGCCUCUUCCAGUUAAUCUUACAUAUAAUGUUAUACAAGUAGUAAAGUUGUCGCAUUCAGAUGAAACACUUAUCAUAUCUGGAUGGUUUACUAUAAGAUGGAUGGAUCACCGUCUGAAGUGGGAACCAAGUGAUUUUGGCGAUCUGGAAAAUAUACUGAUUUUUAAAAGUAAACAAUUAUGGAGACCCGAUUUAGCAUUUGGAAAUCGCAAAAAGAAUGGGCUGUUUGAUUUGACUUCAGGCAAUAAUGCAUCACGUUUGAUGGUUGAAUCCAACGGUUACGUAACAUGGUUGCAUGGCUCAGUUUUAGAACUCUCUUGCCCUCUUGAUAUGACUAAAUUACCAUUUGACCGACAAAAAUGUUAUUUGGUUUUGACUACAUUGUAUAGUACAACCAAACAAUUAGAAAUCAAUUUAAAAAUCGAUCAUUUAAGUAUUGAUAACAGUUUUAUGCCGAAUGCUAAUCAUAGUGAGUGGAUAAUUGAAGAGAUCGGUUAUCAUUCUUCUGUAUACUUGAGGCAAACUAAUUCAAAAUAUCAAUAUCUCGUAAUAUCCAUCACACUAAAACAUGAACCAUUGUACUUUGUGACAUUUGUUGUCGCACCAUUUACCCUGAUUUCAACAUUAACAUGUUCAAUAUUUACACUGAGUUGUCCAAGUGAUCGGUUAGUUACUGCGUUAUCGCUAUUCUUUGGUGCAACUGUAUACGUAAUUACAGUGUCAUCAAAUACACCUAGAUCCGUGAGUCAGAUACCUCUUUUAGGAAUUUAUUUACUGAAUCAGUUAGGUUUCAUGGGUUUGGCGACUAUUGUUGCUGUCAUAAAUAAUCAGUUUGCUCAAUUGAACAAUCGUCUAGAGUGCUUCGUAAGUCCGUUUAAAAAGGAAUAUUCAAUAAAAAAGCAAAACAUCAAAUUUUAUAAAGAGUUUUUGAGCAAAAGACCAAUCUUCUGUAAGCCUUGUAGUUGCAAUGAUUGCCGUCGUCAGCAUCAACAAGAACCAUUUUAUUAUCCUCGCUUGAAUUAUCAUGAAAAUUUGAAGUUAAAACCUAGUACUUAUUUUUCAGUGGGCAAUAGUAAAAGAAAGUAUGAUCGUUACUAUUUGACAUCAUUGAUAGAUUUAUUUAGUAUACUGACUUAUUUAACGGUAUCCACAUGGAACUGGAUUUAUUGUUUCUAUGUAUUGCCUAAUUAA